Messenger RNA from Ailuropoda melanoleuca (giant panda), 8829 nucleotides. RefSeq names its product tigger transposable element derived 4 (gene TIGD4). The coding region runs from base 2841 to 4376 and encodes 511 amino acids. The record is from RefSeq and is a predicted model, not a curated record. The transcript has 2 exons. Gene Ontology annotation, cellular component: nucleus. Gene Ontology annotation, molecular function: DNA binding. Lineage: Eukaryota; Metazoa; Chordata; Mammalia; Carnivora; Ursidae.
GCUUGAUCCCAGGACCCCGGGAUCAGGACCCGAGCCCCCGGGAUCGGGACCCAAGCUGAAGGCAGACGCUUAACGACUGAGGCACCCAGGCGCCCCAACAUAUCAUUAUUUUCAAUUUGAUCAAGAUAAUCACUUAUCUCUUUGUAUAUUAUAUUGCUUUAUUUGGGAGGAAAUCAAGUGAUUUUUUUUCUGUAAUCCUUGUUAUUUGAGAUGAUAGGGUUUAUUUCUGAUAAAUGAUUAAGGCAUAAGUAAAAAAAAAAGAAGAAAGGAACAAAAGAAGAAGGGAAAGAACAGAAGAGAGAAGUUGGGAGAGUCCCUUUUUCUCUUAGGGAGUAGUUUUGCAUGGUUUUCUCUUAAAAAAUUGGUUCUUGCUAUCUCAAUUUCUGAAGGUUGGUAUCUUCCUUUUUUUUUUUAAAGAUUUUAUUUUUUUUAUUUGAGAGAGAGAGAGCACAAGAGGGGGAACAGCAGAAAGAGAAGGAGAAGCAGGCUCUCCACUGAGUGGAGAGCCUAGUGCGGGGCUCCAUCCCAGGACCCUGGGGUCAUGACCUGAGCCAAAGGCAGGCAUUUCACUGACUGAGCCACCCAGAUACCCGGAUAUCUUCCUAAUAAGAGCAAGAUAUUUAAAAAUGUUUAUUUUGAAGUAAUUGUAGAUUUAUAGGAAAUUACAGAAAGAUGUGUAGAGAGGUCAUAUAUGAGCAAGUUUUUUGUUUGUUUGUUUUUUAGUUGAAUGGUCAAAUCUUAUUAGAAAGGUCAGCCGACUUAAUAGUGGGAUAUGGUUGCUAUUUAUAUUCACAGAAUUCAUAAAGGCCUAUUCUUCUGUUCUUCUGUAGAGGCUUAAUAUUGUUUUUGUUUUGUUUUGUUUUUUGGGCUAUUGUGGUAAGUUUUUUUUGGUUUUUGUUUUGUUUUUUGUUAGGUUCAGGUAGGCAUUGGAAAAUGCUGCCUUGGUUUGGCUUGGUGCUGGGGACAUAGAGUGUAUAAACUAUUAUCAGAGGAGGCCACACCAAUGUGAUUCAAAGAUACUGUAACAUGGUGAAAAGAAUGGUAAAAUUUACAUUAGAAAGCCUGGAUUCUGGACUGCACUCAACUGCAUUAUAACUAUAUGAGCUUUAAAAUUCAGUUUUAUCUUCCUCCUGAGUUGUUUGGAAUACAGGGAAGUAAAGGUGUCUGGAAACUAAAGCCCUGGGCUAUCAUAAUUAUUAUUAAGACUUUUUUCUAGUAACAACAACAAAAAACUCCUUUACUGGUUGUAAUUCCUAGGAUAAAAAUUACUUCUUGUAGACAACAAAGGCAGAGGAAUGUUGACAAAAAGUCUUGUCCAAAAAUUUUGUGCAGAUGCGUACGACAUCUUGAAACCUGGGAGGACAUGGUGCCCAAACUAUUUCAUACAGUAGUGACACCUCCUCGUCAAAUUAGCUUGUUACUUUGGCCUGCAGUAGGCCCAAGGCCUGUAGAUUCUGGUAGGGUAGGUGCCACCUGGGAAAGUAGGGGCCAGCCCAUCUAGGUCUGUGUGACUGUUCUCACAGUACUGUUUGAUAUGAGAGGGUCUUUGCUUUCAAUAUAUAUUUCAGUGAGAUUCUUGCUUCUGUUUUCAAGUAGGAUUUUGAAAAAUCUUUGAAUUGUAAAGAUUGACACAGCCAAGGGGGCAUUAGAGAGAAGAUAAUGAUGAUGAGAUCAUCACCAAACAUUCAUUGAACACUCUGUAAGGUGCUAAAUGCUGUGCUGAGUGCCUUACACUCACUUGUUGAAUCUCCUUGAAUGUGCGAUAACCCCAUGAGGCAGGGGCUGUAGUUACACCUAUUUUACAAAUAAGGAAGCUGAAGAUUCAAAUGGUUAAGUAAACUACCUAGGAUCACGUAAGUUUAAAUGGCAGAAUCACUUGUCAACUCAGGUGUGUCUGGCACCAAAGCCCAUAUCCUUACGCUAUAAUAAGCCCUUUAUUUUACAGAUAAGGAAGUGGAGGUCCUGAGACGUUAAAACCCGUGGUCACUUUUCUUCUUACUCUAGUCUGAGUCUUUUCUGUGUUAUAUCCUCUUAACUAUUUGCUUAUUCCUGUACAUUUUGUCCAUUAUUUCUGGCCUCUUUACAUCUGGCUAAUGUGUCAAGUUGAUACAGAGUUACUAGUUUUGUAAGCACUUAGAAAAAUAAUAUUUAGAUUUAUAACAUUUGUAAUGGAAUCACUUGAUUUGAUUUUUAGUGAAGCCUUUUCUACCAGACUCCUAUAAAGGGGACGCUGUCUCCCAUGUGCUAUUAAAAGUUGAACCUUGUGACUACUGUCUGACUGUGUUUUUCUUUUAGAGAAGUCAGAGGGGGCAGUUGUGACUUCAUGUGAAAAAUAGCCACCAAAGAUCUGUCCAGCAUCAUUUUUAGUUCUUUAAUUUUGAGGCAGAAGAUAUACCAUCAAAUCCUAGAAGGAUUCUACCACUUUCUUCUCCACCCUGAAGAGACUUGGAAAUUAAUGGGUAACGUUUUGCAUGAAAAUUACUGAAUGCUUUUCCUUCUUAUCUCAGAGGCCCUCUGUGGAGAAUUAAUAGGAGGUUGAAUGCACGCAUGGAUAAAAUGGAUCAUCUUAAAGGAUUGAAGUUCCAAAAAUAUAUCAGCAGGACUGGACAGGUUUGACAUAAUGAGAUUUCUAUUUUAGCUUGACUUCUGGAACACUGAAUAAACUAUAAACUGAGCCGCACAGGUCCUGGGAAGAAAGUUUCUCUUCUAAAAUAUUCUAGCAGCGUGUAACAUUUUUCUUGUUCAGAAACCUUUGAAAAUAUAUUUACUUAUCAAUUUUUAGAAAUUUAAAGAAACAGCCACCAGAAAAACGAGCAAUCUCCACACAAGCUCUGGCGGAGAUGGCAGAAGCUUCCGAGGAUGCCUCAGCUCUGCCCGUAACCGUGAAGAAAAAGAAAAGUUUAUCCAUUGAAGAAAAGAUCGACAUCAUAAAUGCGGUAGAAAGUGGCAAGAAAAAGGCAGAAAUUGCAGCUGAAUAUGGAAUAAAGAAAAAUUCGUUGUCUUCUAUUAUGAAGAAUAAAGACAAGGUUCUAGAAGCCUUUGAAUCUCUGAGAUUUGAUCCAAAGAGAAAAAGACUGAGAACUGCUUUUUACACCGAUCUGGAAGAGGCAUUAAUGAGGUGGUAUCGAAUUGCUCAGUGUCUAAAUGUACCAGUUAAUGGUCCGAUGUUGCGUCUAAAAGCUAAUGAUUUUGCCCAGAAACUGGGACAUAAUGAUUUUAAGUGCAGUAAUGGUUGGCUGGAUCGCUUUAAAUCCAGGUAUGGUUUAGUAUUCAGAGCUCAACCUGUAGAAGCUACAGGUGUAUCAGUCGACCCUUCAACGGUCUGGCACCAAAAUGUACUUCCUUAUUAUUUAAAUGAUUAUCAUCCUAAAAAUGUUUUUAAUAUAAAAGAGACGGGGCUGCUUUAUCGAAUGUUGCCUACAAAUACAUUUGCAUUUAAAGGAGAAACAUGCUCAAUUGGAAAGUUAUGCAAAGACAGAAUAACUCUGGUGGUUGGGACGAAUAUGGAUGGCUCAGAGAAACUUCCUUUGCUUAUCAUUGGAAAAAACAGAAAUCCACAUUGUUUCAAAGGUAUAAAAUCAUUGCCUGUGUGUUAUGAAGCUAACAGAAUGGCAUGGAUGACCUCAGAUAUAUUUGAACAAUGGAUGCGGAAGCUUGAUGAGAAAUUUCAAGCCCAGCAACGAAGAGUGGUGAUUUUUGUUGAUUCUUUUCCUUCACAUCCAGAGGUAAAGGACCUAAAGUCCAUUGAGUUAGCGUUCUUUCCAUCAUGUUUAUCUUCCAAAUUUAUAGCUAUGAAACAAGGUGUUAUUAAAAGCCUUAAAAUCAAAUAUCGACAUUGCCUUAUCAAGAAAUUUUUAAGCUCUGUUGAAGGCAGCAAAGAAUUUACAUUUUCCCUACUAGAUGCAGUUGAUACUUUGCACCUUUGUUGGAGGGCUGUAACCCCAGAGACUAUCGUUAAGAGCUAUGAAGAGGCAGGAUUCAAAUCUCAAAAGGGAGAGAGUGACAAGACAAAUGCAGAGACAGACACUGGUCUUGAUUUGGUUGCCUAUGCUCAGGCAGCUGGCGUGGAAUUUCCUGAAGGUUUAUCUAUAGAAGAGUAUGCUUCCCUUGAUGAUGAUUUGGAGACAUGUGAAGCUGCACCAGAAGGUGAUCCAGUAUGCACCGAAGAAAGUAAAUCAGAUGACACUGGAUUUUAUGCUUCCGACGAAGAGGAUGAUGGUGGAUCUCUAGGAACUGAACUCCCUUUACCAUCAAAAAAUGAGGCAAUAACUGCUUUAGAUACUCUUAAAAAUUUUCUUAGAAGUCAAGAUAUGAAUGAUGAGCUUCAUAAUUCUUUAGCAGACCUUGAAAUUUUUAUUAACUCAUCAUCUAAAUAAUUAUUUGUAGUACAACAUCUGAAGUGUAAUAGCUUUUCCUGAUGUGUUUUACUAUAUAAGGUAUAUAAAGGGAAAAUACCACUUAAACAUAAAAACAACAACAACAACAACAAAACCCACUUUGGUUUAAUUGCAUAUGUCUUUGACCUGAAUAGCAGAGUUCCCUAGGUAGAUUAAAUAAUGAGUAAGUAAAUGAAAGAUAUGAAUUUCAAUUUAGCAAGGUUUUGGGGAGUAGAAAAUGUAUUUCAGAGGCCUUGUACUUGAAAUAUAUGAUAUAGAUGUCAAAAAUAAAACUCUCCAGCUAUUUGAUUCAUACAGGUUGAAUUGGUGAUUGCUAUUUUCUUUUUUUUUAAACGCAGAUCAUGUUCUAGAAUAUUUUAUUUUAUCUACCUCAUCUCAGAAAUAAAAUAUCUAUUACUUAGAUAUUUAUUUUUAUAAAGGCAUAUAUUCUAGCCUCGUAUCAAGUAUUAAUUUUAAAUUACUUAAUUUUUCUUGUGACUAGCUUAUCUUGUUGAGAAGAAAUUUUGAAAAAGUGCUGAAAAUAAAAUCUCACCCAAUUAUACACCAAAGUGAUUAAAAAUAGAUGUGUCACUAUUUUCCAGUUAUUUCUGUAGAAGGUCAAAUGAAAGACUAUGACCUUAUCAGAUGCUUUUUGUCAUCCAUAACCAGAAGAUGAUAUGGAUUCUUCCUAAAUAUUUGUAUGCAUAUGUGUGUAAUAGAAAAAUCUAUUACUGAAACAUUUGUGAACUCUUAUAAUAUUUAUAUUUUAAUAAGAUUACUCUUGAAAAGUAUAUAUGAAGAUAUAUAUGCAGCUACUAGAAAAGAAAAUGUUUUAUGUGGUUCUUAGAUAGUUUUCUAAUUUUAACAGCUGAAACUUUUAAUCUAUCAUAUUAUUUUCUUAGUUUUACUGAAUUUUAUUUUCAGGAAAAACUGAGUAUCUUUUCAGCAUAUUUUGAUAUAUUUAAUCUUUUUUUUUCUUUCAAAUUCAAUGGCUAACAUUGAAUUAAAUUUCUGUUUGAGGAAGUUCUGUCUACAGAAUAUUUUAAAAUAUUGUAUGAAAUUAUUUACUCUCCAUCCAUAAAAUAGUCUUUAAAAGUAGAAAAAUAUAACGUGUCAGACUUUUCUCUUGUCAGAUUUUAAAUGCCAUACUUAUUUAACAUAUUACAUAUAAUUUAGGGUACCCUUUGAAAAGUAUUUUGAAAAAGUGUAAAAUGUUAUACAGAUUAUUUUUAUUAUGAAUUAUUAUUAGUCUGCCAACAAAAGACACAUUUGGAAGGAAAUACUUAUAGAAAGUAUUCUGAUUUUCCAUUGUUGAUUUAUUCUACUUUUGAGAUUUAGCAAUAGCAAGCCUUAAAAAUAUACUCAAAUUAAGAAAAUUUCUUGUGGAACAAAAUAUAUAGAUUACUUAAAUUUAAUUGAAAGCCUUUUAAUUAAUGAUUUGAUUUAAAAGUUUAGCAUGGUUGGAAUUGUGGACCUAAAUCAUGCAUCGGAAUCUCUCUGAAGAGCCCGAGCUGUAACUAGGGCACCUGGCAUGCAUUGAGCCUUCAAUAAUUCUUUUCUCUUUGUUUCUCUACUUCAUACCAUAUUGACAUCCAAUAUUUUUAUGUAAUCAUUGCAGAUAUUCUAUGACAUAGGAAUUAUUGCUUCUAUUUUUAUAGAUGAGGAAAUUGAAACCUGAAAAAAUAAUUUGGUUAAAAUCUCAGGCCCCAAACCAAAAUGUGGUAGUUUCCUCUCACCUAGUCCUCUGUUCCUUUAACUAUAUACCACAAUGCUUCUCUUCUAUACUCUAUACAAGAAAAUGCUGGGUUUUUUUCCCCUUGAGUUUAGAGGCCCGAGAGUGAAAUAUUUCAGAGAAUUUGCUGAAUCUAUAUUGAUAGCUCUGUUCCCAAGAUCCCUCCUGAGAACACUCCUGCAACAACUACUCAGACUUUCUGGCUUGGUAAUUCUGUACCACUCUAACACAGCAGUUCCCGUGGAGUUCUAGGGAAAAUAUUUGAAACAACUUUAAUAUGCCCAAAGUGCUGAAAGUACCUACCGGUUUUUCUCUAUAUGACAUGAUUCAUUUUUUAUUUCUGAGGCAUAAUAAAUCUAAAGGGGAUAAAAUUAGACAAGGCUCCUAUAGAGAAUAAGAAAAAGAUGCCUGCAGAUUUAAAUUUAAAGAUAAACUUUUAAGUUGUUAAUGUUGUAUACUCUCUGUGUAGUGUAUAAGCUAUAUAAAUUUAAACAAUUUCAGAACAAAAAUUUUUUAAAUUCACUUUUCUAGACCAGACAAUCACGGCAUACCUCGCUCCUGGUUUAUCUUCUCCACACACAGUUACUACAAAGCUGGGACUAAAUAUCACUUGUCUUUUCAGAAAAGAACUUCACUUAACAAUUCACCUGCUUUUCAGUUAAAUGUGGUAUUAUUUUCAAUGUUCUUGCUUUAUGAAUUUCUACUGUUGCAGCAGUGUUUUCCCCUCUGUCUACUUCAUGAAACAACGAAUCUUAUAUUGAAUUUGGGACAUCGAUUCACUUUACUAAUGAAAGGUUUGGUUCAGGAUAAAGUAGGACAAUGAGUAAGCCAAGACCUGAGAGUGUUAUGUUGCCUGCCUGGCUUCUCAUUUGGACCUAAUGUCAAAUGUAAAACCUCCCAUUAACAGUAUACAGAGCAGAAUAAUUGGAAGGGGGAGAAGAAUAGGGGAGGGAGAGUUGAAGGAGAGCUUCCCAAGCGAACACCUCAGACCUCAAGAGAAGCCCUAUUCAAUCAUGCUCAGUAGGGACUCAGCAGAGACUGGCAGAGAGAGAUUUGUCCCUUAGGGGAGGUAGCACCCCAUAUCUCCCAACAGGUUCAGAGUCCAGUGGUGGGCUGGAUCUUUGGGGGUACCUAGAGCUACCUAGCUAAGUACAGUGAGACAUAAGGCAGCCAAGAAGAUACACCAGUUGCUGAGAAGAAUUCCUACCACCAGAGGAGAGAAAGGCCUAGGUUGGGGGACCAUAGUUUGCACACAGUAAGUUCUCAGAAAAAAAAAUUCAUUCAAUGGAAUAAAUGAAAUCUAGCUCUAGUUCUAUGCUACCUUGCAAAAAAACAUUUCAUUUCUCUAAACCUCAGUUUGUACUACCCAUAAAAUGAGACUGACACUUCAUUUGAAUUUAUUUUGAGGAUGAAAGAAAAUUUUGCAUGCAAAUGCAUUUAGCAAACUCGAAAGUGUUCCCUGACUAUAAAGAAUGACUAGAAAGGCACCUCUGUCCUAAUUUUCCAGCUAUCCCCAGGUAUUAGCCUUAUGGUCACUAAACAUCAAUGACAAUUUUCUCAUUGGCACUCUUCCAUGAAAUAAAAUAGGGAAGUCAACAUUUCUAGGAAUAUGCAAUUUAUGUAUAGAACUAAAACAUUUUCACUUUGGAUGAAGGAAUAAGGUACUUAGAAACCUCCAUUUUUCCUUGUGCAAAGCUUCAGCAAGUAUUGCAGAUAGUCACCUGCUCACCAUAUGCUCAUGUGACCUCUGUGCCAUCGCAGGGAGUGGGGGAGGGGCGGAGAUCUCUGGCAUCUCUUCUUACAAGAGCACUGAUUCCAUCAUGAGGAGCCCAUCUUCAUGAUCUCAUCUAACCUUAAUCACCUCCCCCAAACCCCAUCUCCAAGCAGCAUUACACUUAAGGCUUCCACGUAUGAAUUUGGGGAGUGACAAACAUUCAAUCCAUAACAACUACCUACUACCAAUAAAGAUAUUCACAUAUGGGGCGCCUGGGUGGGUCAGUCAGUUAAGCAUCUGACUCUUGAUUUUGGCUCAGGUCAUGAUCUCAGCAUCAUGAGAUCCAGCCCCACAUCCAGCUCUGCGAGCAGUGUGGAUUCUGCUUAAGAUUCUCUCCCUCUGCCCCUCUCCCUGCUCAUGCUGUCACGUAUGCGUGCGCUCUCUCUCAAAAAAAAAAAAGUAUUCAUAUUAAUCAGUUUGUGACUUGCUGUAUCAGUUUCCAACUUGCUAUAAACUAAAAGGGUAUGUAUAUUUCAGAACUUGUUACUCAGCUAUAGCUAUUAGCAAGGUGCUCCAAGUUCAUAAAACUUUAAGAAGACAUGACAUUUUUCAUGGCCUUGAAUAAAUGGAAAGACUCAAUAUUGAAAUAUAUGUUCAUUUGUUCCAAGUUAAUCCCGAUAAAAAUCCUAAUGCAGGUUUGUUGAAAAUUUUGCAAAAUAAUUCAAAUUUUUGUAAGAAUAAAUACGCAUCAGUAUCUCAGAAAUUUUUGAAAAAUAAAAAUCGGGAGUAUUUGACCUAUACUACAAUUUUAAACAAUAUGGUGUGGGCAAGAGAGUUAAUAGGUCAAUCAAAAGAAUAAUAUGUGAUGUCUAGAAAAAGAAAAAGAAUACGUGUAUGAUAAAAAUGGUUUCAAUAGGGGCGCCUGGGUGGCGCAGUCGUUAAGCAUCUGCCUUCGGCUCAGGGCAUGAUCCCAGCGUUCUGGGAUCGAGCCCCACAUCAGGCUCCUC